This is a messenger RNA of Gossypium raimondii (Peruvian cotton), 232 nucleotides long. Its product is annotated as dolichyl-diphosphooligosaccharide--protein glycosyltransferase subunit 4A-like. The transcript has a single exon. Bases 1 to 114 code for a protein of 37 amino acids. Lineage: Eukaryota; Viridiplantae; Streptophyta; Magnoliopsida; Malvales; Malvaceae. The record is from RefSeq and is a predicted model, not a curated record.
AUGAUUGAUGAUGAACAACUGGGGUUUCUCGCCAAUUUUCUGGGCAUUUUUAUAUUCGCGUUGGUAAUUGCUUACCAUUACGUGAUGGCUGACCCAAAAUAUGAAGGAAACUGAACUAAUUAUGUUAUUUCUACUUUUUAACUUUUUUUUCAUAUAUAUGUAUGGAACUAAUUUAGAAAAAACUCAAUAUUAUAUGAAUUUAUAUUAUACUAUGUUAGUUCUAUUUGCACAA